AUGAAUAACUCCAUCAAUGCAUCGGAUUUACGGAGCGUCAGCCCGCACGAAGCCCCCUUAAAGGGCGUGUCGAAGACCUUUAAUGAUUUGAUUGAAACGUCCAAGAAUCUGCCUUCUACAUCAUCCGAGUUGGGUUCCGUACUAUUGAAUGUCAAUGAACUCAAGAAGCGGGCUGCAGAGUUAAGAGCUAAAAAUGUCAAGAACAAAUCUCCUCACCAUACCCGGGCACACUAUUUGUUGGCAGGAAGUGGACUGGCGAUUCAAGAUGUUGAAUCUUCUUUGAAAACCCUUGAAUCGAGACAGCUGUUGGAGCAGAAUGUCCAAAAUAAGGUUCCCGAUGGAGAUCUUGACACCUACCUGCGCAAUAAAAAAGAUGAAAACAUCCUCUCCUCUAUUGAGCAGUCCUUGUCUUUGGCGGCAAAGGAUUUUGAUAAUUUUGUCAAUGCGAACUUCAAUCUGGACUGGAAGAAGCAUAAGGAGGAAGUGAAGAGGAGCUUUUUGGGUCUCGUAUGGAAGUCGGAUCCAAACCACAAGAGUCCAACUUCUGUGUCUGAACCAUCAUUUAUGACCUGGCCCAAGAAAGGUAGCGGAAUAUUGGAUGGUGAAUCAAAGCUGAAUAUCAACGAAAACUACGUUGUGAGAGAGAAGUUUGAAAAAUACGCCAGAAUAAUCAAUCGGUUCAACAAUGCCAGACAGCUGCAUAAUAAUUUCCCUUUGACGACAGAGUUUAUUACUCUAUUCCAAAAUUCCGCAGACUACAAACAGAGGCAGCUGCUCGAAGCAUGGAAGAUCCUUGAUAAUUACCGCUUGUGUUCGGAUUCUAUGAAUAUUGUGGAUAUUUCAAAAGGGUAUCUUGAAAACCAAUUCAUGGACUACGUCGACAAUCUAUACACCAAAAAUGGAAAUGAAGGAUUGCCUACUAACAUUAAUAAGAUCAAAUCCUUCAUUGAUUGUAAAUUAAAAAAUCCAAAUAACACUUGGAAGUUUGGCAACUUGACGAUCGUCAAUGGUGUUCCUGUGUGGGCCUUGAUCUUUUAUCUAUUAAGGGCCGGUAAGUUCCAGGAAGCUUUGGAGGUCGCCAUAAACAAUAAGCUAAGUUUAAAAAAGGUGGAGCAGUCUUUCCUGGUAUACUUCAAAGCAUAUGUCUCCUCUAAAGACAAGCGGCUGCCACAGGAGUUCAUUACUAGAUUGCACACGGAGUACAAUCAACACAUUAAAAACUCCCUCGAUGGCGACCCCUUCAGACUCGCCGUUUACAAGAUCAUUGGAAGAUGUGAUCUGACGAGAAAGAAUAUUUCCGCUAUAACGCUGAGUGUUGAAGACUGGCUAUGGGUCCACUUCAUGUUGAUAAAAGACGGCAUCUCCAGCGACGACCCAGUUUAUGAGAGAUAUAGCCUGGUCGACUUCCAAAACAUCAUCACGUCUUAUGGCUCUUCCAGCUUCAAUAACCACUACUUGCAAGUCCUACUUCUCAGCGGUCAAUAUGAACUAGCUGUCCAAUAUGCCUACACUAUUAACGAAAUUGACGCUGUUCAUUUGGCGAUCGCUCUGGCGGAUUAUAAAUUAUUGAAGGUGGCAGCUAAUGUGACUGACGAUGAGUUUGUCACGUCGCCCACUGGCGAGAGAAAGAUCAACUUUGCAAAGAUUCUGGGGAACUAUACAAAGUCCUUCAAGUUCUCUGAUCCUAGAAUUGCGGUGGAAUAUCUUCUCCUAAUCGCUUUAGCGCACGAAGACUCACAAAUUGAACUUGCUCACGAAGCAUUGAGGGAGCUGGUCCUAGAUACUAAAGAGUUCACCAUACUCCUCGGAAAAAUCAACAGGGAUGGCACCAGGAUACCGGGCAUUAUCGAGGAGAGACAGCCUCUGCUUUACUUGGCCGACAAAGAGGACUUUUUGCAUAAGAUUACGGAGCAGGCAGCGCGCAGAGCAGAUGAAAAUGGCAGAGUCUACGACAGUCUGCUACUGUAUCAGCUGGCGGAAGAGUACGAUAUUGUCAUUAGCAUUGUUAAUAAGCUGCUGAGCGAAAUGUUGAGCAACACUGACCUGGCGCAACCCCUGAUGCGGCAGGACGACAAUAGCGAGACUAACCCUGUUCUAAUCGCCAAGAAGCUCAUUGAUGUCUAUAUCAAGAACUUGGAAAUUUCAAAGAAGGUACACAGGAAAAACAAGGAAACAUGCAUUCUGCUCCUGAAACUCGUGGAUAUAAGGAGAACAUAUAUUGCAAGACAGUGGCAAAACACCCUGCAGCAGAUAGAGGAGCUGGAUCUGCUUCCAUCUGUCGAAGACUCUUCCCCAAGGAAGAAGGCGCAGGAAUUCCACAACCUGGACGACUGUAUCAUAAAGAAUGUCCCCAACCUGUUGAUCAUCGCCAUGACCUGCGUUUCUAACCUCAUCAAGCAGUUGAGCAAGGGCCCCUUCUCCAACGGGGCCACGCAAGCUCAAGUCGAGGCUCUGAAGAAGGUCGCCAACAACUACAUGAUCUACAGAGGCAUGAUCCAGUACAAGAUGCCUCGGGAGGUGUACAACACCCUCAUAAACAUCGAGGUGGACCUCUGA
Eremothecium gossypii ATCC 10895 is the source of this 2556-nucleotide messenger RNA. RefSeq names its product linker nucleoporin NIC96 (gene NIC96). The record is from RefSeq and is marked provisional. Gene Ontology annotation, biological process: protein import into nucleus; poly(A)+ mRNA export from nucleus. The transcript has a single exon. Gene Ontology annotation, cellular component: nuclear pore. Lineage: Eukaryota; Fungi; Ascomycota; Saccharomycetes; Saccharomycetales; Saccharomycetaceae. Bases 1 to 2556 code for a protein of 851 amino acids. Gene Ontology annotation, molecular function: structural constituent of nuclear pore.